AUGGAGACUGCUAGGAGGCAAAAGAAGAUCGCCAAUCGUCUCAAAAAACUCCGUCUGCGUGUCAAAGACCCAACCAUCCCUACAAAGAUCUACAAAGCUGGAACGAUCAAGAAUCAAGAGCACAAUCUCACCAAGCUUCCCCAGGAGGUUCGAGCCAUGAUCUUCAAAGCGCUGCCUCUGAAUGCAGAUCGCGCCUCUUUAGCUCUCACCUGCAAGACUCAGGCAGCCUCCUACGAACAACUGAAGGAGGAGAAAAACAAGAAGGAUUAUGACCAUCCUGUCCCCAAGCGUUCCCUCCGAACCCAUCGUCUGCAGAUGCUUGUCCGCCUGCGUGACACCAUGCCCCCGAGUUAUCGCCUGUGCUACACGUGCCUCCAGUUCAUCGACACUGCCCAGCGGGACAAUAAGGGAACGUGGGGAGGAGAUCCCAUGAAAGUACAGGGUCUCAAGGCGGACAAAGCUGCUAUGGUGGAAGGGCCCCGCUGCCCUUUGUGCAUUGCUGCAGAGAAGUUGGAGACUGCCAAGCAUAAGGAGACGUACAAGAAGUACCUAGCCCUAGCAGACAGCUGCUCUCUUAAGAAUUGA
Cladophialophora psammophila CBS 110553 is the source of this 585-nucleotide messenger RNA. RefSeq lists its product as uncharacterized. The transcript is spliced from 2 exons. The record is from RefSeq and is a predicted model, not a curated record. Lineage: Eukaryota; Fungi; Ascomycota; Eurotiomycetes; Chaetothyriales; Herpotrichiellaceae. The coding region runs from base 1 to 585 and encodes 194 amino acids.